Molecule: messenger RNA, 816 nt
Organism: Kluyveromyces lactis
Lineage: Eukaryota; Fungi; Ascomycota; Saccharomycetes; Saccharomycetales; Saccharomycetaceae
Exons: 1
Coding region: 1-816 (271 amino acids)
Source: RefSeq, a predicted model, not a curated record
AUGUCAUUAGAAGCUGCUGGUGAGAAAAGAUACGAUGUCGCUGCUACUGCUUCGCGAUUAUACAUUUAUGAAAACGAUGAGUUGAAGUUGCAGUAUGAAGUCAACUCGAUGAAGUCGUUAUUAUGGGAGAAUUACGAGACAAGACUGAUUAUACUUGUUAAUCACGGACAGGAUAUCAAGAUAUAUACUAUCGAAAAGCAGAAUCUCAACUUGGAGCAAGAUUUAGUGGUAGAUGUUGGGUACCAAAUAGAUUCAUUUUAUGCCAUUUGGUCACUGUCCACACUCCUGGUUUACGACAAAGUAAGGGCAUCUCUGAACAUUUACAACAUAGACAAACGUGAAGAUUUGGGCUACAUCACGAUUGAUUCUGAAAAUAGUAAAGUACAUGUAUUAAAGGAUCGAGGUUUCCAACUCAUAGCGGUUAAUUACGACAACCAAUUGAAAACUGUAUGCCGAUUCUGUAAUACCUAUGAGUUCAACCAAUCAGGCCAGGUUGACCUAUUGACCACAGUUGUUUUACCCAUAGGGUAUCAUAAAUACCAUAUUGUUCGCUCUUAUAUGUCUGCUGAAACGGAAGAGGUUUUUUACCCAGUAUAUGGCAUUGUCAUGACGAACAUAGCCGAAGAUAAGUCUUUAAUUUACCUGAUGUUCAAUAAUGCGAAAUGCCCUUUCAAGGUCCGCACCGUCAUUUACAGUAAGGGUGCAACUAACAUCCAAGACAAGUGGGUGGAUCCAGAAACAGAAUGUUUAUAUAUCAAAACAGCUCACGAAUUGGUCUCAGUCCCGUUCUUCCACGAAACUGACCGUACCCUUUGA